ACAAGCAAGAAGAGACGGUUUGUUGAAAAGGAGGACUCCAUUCCUAAUUUAAGGAUAUGUAAGGAAAUUUGUGAUACAAUUGCAGUGCAGAUCCCGAACACACCUUCAAUAAACCAACAUGGAGAUCGAAAUCCUUCUGAUAUCUUCAAUCGUUUUCAUUCCUUAUAUCUUUCUUCUUUUCUACUUAUGGUUAUUUAAGACUAUCGUCUCCAUUGGAAUAGCGCUGUACUUCAGAGGAAGAAUAGAACCACUAGAAAAUUCUGAUAUAUAUUGGGCGGUAGGCGAAAAGUACCACAACCUUAUCAACAUUGUAAUGUUUCUGAACGGAAAAGGUGCACAAACUGAUAUCGUGAAAGACACCAAAAAUGUGAUCCAAGAAAGAUUGUUCAAGCAUCCCGAGAAGUUCGGGAAGUUGAUGUGCUCUUUGAAUACAUUUUUAGGUUAUCCUUACCUUCUAAGAGAAGAAAUGACAGCAGACGAUAUUGUAACAGAGGUAGAUGCAGAACAAGCCAACUACAAAUCAAUGCAGGACUUGGUAUUCUCUUACAGUAACAAACCAAUGCCCCAAAAGGACAAACUCAUGUGGGAAGUGGUCAUAGUAAAAGCUUCUUCGGACUGGAAAAGAGUCAACGAUCUCAGAGAGGAUCAAAUUCCUAUGUUUAUACGGAUAAAUCACACGAUCGCAGAUGGAUUAUGCGUCAUGAACUUGUGCGCACAAGCUAUGGGCGAAAAUAACAUCACAUUCGAGGAUAGCUUGAAAAAUAUACCUAAAAGUCCAACUUGGACCAAGAUACCACCUCUCAGGCAUUUGCAAGAGUUGUUUUUGUUAUUCACUGUCCCAGGUUAG
Molecule: messenger RNA, 847 nt
Organism: Psylliodes chrysocephalus
Lineage: Eukaryota; Metazoa; Arthropoda; Insecta; Coleoptera; Chrysomelidae
Source: the annotation of a GenBank genome assembly